Molecule: messenger RNA, 2473 nt
Organism: Paramormyrops kingsleyae
Lineage: Eukaryota; Metazoa; Chordata; Actinopteri; Osteoglossiformes; Mormyridae
Gene: rgmd
Product: RGM domain family, member D
Biological process (GO): BMP signaling pathway
Cellular component (GO): plasma membrane
Molecular function (GO): coreceptor activity
Source: RefSeq, a predicted model, not a curated record
CAUAUAGUGCCUCCCUGGUAACCAUCACAGUCCAGGAGCAGAUCACAACCACUGCUGGUUCCCUGUUGGACUCUACUGCACUCAUCCGUACUCCACACGCCACACAAACAGACCUGCAAGGUAGUACUUGGAAUGAAUGACAGAUACCAGCUUUGCGACAGCUCCAUCGCCGUGCAGCGGCAGUCAGCGAACCCCAUUCUAACUGAAUGGAUUGGCAUGGGGAAAAGCGGACCUCAAAACCUGGCUAAGCGGCGGCUUUGGGACUGUCUUUCUCUUACGAUGGUGUUUUUUUCACUGCUCCUCAAACCAGCAUGUUGCCAGCAGUGUCGGAUUCAGCGCUGCAACGCAGAGUAUGUGGCCUCUACGUCGCCCUCUAGUGGUCUGCCGGAGGAGGCAGCGGCCGACAUGGACUACUGCACCGCGCUGCGGGCCUACUCCCUGUGCACCCGCCGCACGGCGCGCAGUUGCCGCGGAGACCUGGUCUACCACUCGGCUGUCUUCCGCAUCAGGGAGCUCUUCUCCCAGCACAACUGCUCGAGCGACGGCCCCACAUCCUCUGCCAAGGCCCCCAGCACCUCGAACCCGGCCAUAUCAGAGCUCUGCGACUACGAGGGCCGGGCGCUGGCCUCGGGGUCGGCCGGACCGCAGAAGAAGUACGCCCACUGUGGAUUAUUCGGGGACCCGCACUUGCGGACGUUCCGCGACGAGUUCCAGACCUGCAAGGUGGAGGGAGCCUGGCCCCUCAUCGACAACCGCUACCUGUCAGUGCAGGUCACCAACGUGCCCGUGGUCCAAGGCUCCAGCGCCACUGCCACCAGCAAGAUCACUGUGAUCUUUAAGGCGUUCCGUGGCUGCACAGAGCAGAAGGUGUAUCAGGCCACCACCGAGGACGUUCCGGUGGCCUUCCUGGACGGCACGCGGAGCGGAGGCGAGGUGGGCAGCCUGUGGAUGGCGGAGCGGGCCGGGCCGGGCGGCCGCCACGUGCAGAUCCAGGCGCGGCACAUCGGCACUUCCAUCAUCGUGCGGCAGGUGGCGCGGUACCUGACCUUCGCCGUCCGCAUGCCGGAGGACAUGCUGGACUACGCAGAGGAGAGCGGCGAGCUGCAGCUCUGCCUGCACGGCUGCCCGCGGAGCGAGCUCAUCAAGGAGCACACCCUGAGCCGGCAGAGCCCCCACCCGCGGCUGCAGGGGAGCGCCACGCCCGCCGUCCCCGGCCCCGCCCUGCCACCUCGCCAGUCCUACACGGUGGCACUCGCUACCGCCAAAUGCCGGGAGAUCCUGCAGGUGGAGGAUGUCUACUUCCAGUCCUGCGUCUUUGACCUUCUUACAACGGGGGACCCCGAGUUCUCCAUGGCGGCGUACGGAGCCCUAGAGGACCUCAAAGCCCUACCUCCAAGCAGGCUGAAGCAGAACGCGCCCCGGACCCCCAGACUGUCGAACAUGGCCGGCCCCCUUCCUGAGAGCAGCUCGCACACUCUCUCACUGCUGGCCGUCCUUCUCCUUGCUCUGAUACUUUCCUAAAAAAGUACACAGCGAUAGCAAUUAUUAUUGUAAUAACAGUCAAUUUUGAGGGAAGCGAAGUCAACUUGACAGAGGAGUGCUUGGAGACCCGGGGUGGGGGGAGGGGGGGGUUUUGAAUAGAUUUUUGAGGUUGCAUCUCUUGUCCCCGGUAUUUUCCGUAGGAUGUCUGGCUUUCCGCCCUCCACGUCCGCUGCAUGUGCGGAGAUAAAUGCCCUCAUUCGUCCUAAAUUAAUGUCUCGCAUUAUUACCCUGUGCCCCCCCCCCCACCCACACCCCCAUCUGCAGAUGCCAGGUACCUGUGUCACAGCUUGAGACUUUUUUGGCUGGAACGUAAAGGCAGCUAACAGACUCACUUCUUUUGUAAAUAUUCUCUUUAUUUUGGAAAUAACGCCAAGAACAGGCAGCACAACACAGCAGGCCAGUCGUACGAUACGAACCACGCCGUGAAACUGCGGCCAGAGAGCUGACCGGGAUUCUGCCCCCAUUCGUCACGUUCAUCCUCCACAUCUCACAGCAAACAGGCUGACAUGAAGGUUUAUGUGUAACUAAAACGUUUCUGUGAAUGUGUGUGUUGCUAAAAUGGGAUCCAACAACUUUACGGAAAUACUACCUAUCUGUAUUUUCAUUAGAUGUAUUUAUGUCUGUACCUCAUGACCUGACCUGAUCCAUCCGUUAAUCACUCCUCCCUUAAGCAGCUCAGCUUCCAGUAUUAUUUUGCCAGGUUUAAGAUAAAUCGUCUAUAUAAUAAUAGUUAAUAUAUUAAAAGAUUGUAUAUACAUUUUUUUGUGUACAUUUGCCUGUAUAUAAUUGUUUUAAUUAUAAUUUGAUGUACACCCCUGUGUCUGGGGAUAGUUAGAUUUUUAUUUUUUUUUGCCUAUUUGUAAGAGCAAGUGGAAUAACGUGUAGACAUUUAAUCUGUUGUUUUCAAUAUUAAAAAACGGUGUCUUGCAUA